This is a messenger RNA of Protobothrops mucrosquamatus (brown spotted pit viper), 2232 nucleotides long. It is a transcript of the gene VMA21, whose product is annotated as vacuolar ATPase assembly factor VMA21. The transcript has 3 exons. The coding region runs from base 60 to 365 and encodes 101 amino acids. Gene Ontology annotation, biological process: vacuolar proton-transporting V-type ATPase complex assembly. The record is from RefSeq and is a predicted model, not a curated record. NCBI's taxonomy places the organism in Eukaryota, Metazoa, Chordata, Lepidosauria, Squamata, Viperidae. Gene Ontology annotation, cellular component: endoplasmic reticulum membrane.
CGGAAGGGGCCUCCUUCGCGUCCUCCCUUGGCUGGCGAAGAAGGAGGCGGCGUUCGGCCAUGGAGCGCUACGAUAAGGCGUCGCUGAACGCGCUUUCGACCCCCGAGGCCCGAAGUGAAGUUUCAUUAGCCUCAACGCUAAGGACCCUGCUGUUCUUCACAGCUUUAAUGAUUAUGUUACCGAUUGGAUUGUAUUUCUCAACAAAGGCGUAUUUAUUUGAAGGUACCUUUGGAAUGUCCAACAGAGACAGCUACUUUUAUGCUGCAAUUGUUGCCGUGGUUGCUGUUCACAUUGUCCUUGCUCUUUUUGUGUACGUAGCAUGGAAUGAAGGCUCCCGGCAGUGGCGGGAGGGCAAGCAGGACUAAGAGGUGUGAAUUGCUGCCUGACAAAGGAAGAUUUGUGGGUGUGGUACAGCCUCAAAGACAGAACCUUUCAGAAGUCCCUGUUUGAAUUGGACAGGAUGGGUGGGAUGGAAAAAAAUUUGUUUGUAUGAAUCUGUGAUUUCAGGGGUCGCAAAAUUUAGCAGAGCUGGGAAAACCAGCAAGAGGAGCAAUUGAGUACACUGACUCUUUGCUCCAUAAAUAGUAAUGACUUUGGAAUCCACCUCUAGAUAAUGCUUUCAGUAGAGUUGGUAAUAUCAAGGUAAUUUGUGAGCUUCCAGUAUCAGUGAACGGAUUGGAUUCCUGCAUCCUCUGGAAGGAGAUCAAUUUUUGGAUUCGAUCCGACAUGGGAACCGUUGGUCUUAACGGCUAAGAAACGCAGGUGUUUUUGGAACGGAUGUUUAUUUCGUUUGAUGGCAGAACAAUGAUGCCAAGUUCAACCAUUACUCUCUGUAGUAGCUUUUCAUGUAAGAUUUCGCCCCCCUAAAAUUAGAUACUGAGUUUUAUCAAAUGCCAUGAUUUUGAAUGCAGUUCUGUUAUUCACUAUUAAGGAAUGAUUUCCCUUAAGAAUGAGACUUACUUGUUUAAUGGAUGAAGAUGUAAUACAUUUAUGGCCAAUUUCAGAGUCUUAACAAUAUUAUUUGCCAUCCGAAAAUGUCUCCAUGUUGAAAUUUACAGUUUGUUUUAUCACAUGUUCUUUGGGUUGAUCAGUUGCUAUUUUCAGUGUCUUUCUGUUGGCAGCCUGUUAAUUUACUGCCUUAAUGUCUUGCAAAGGAAAGAUCUCAUUGCAGUAACAUCAUUCCUCUUUUAUGGCUGCUGAAAAUCAUGCACAUCAUGUGUUUGAAUGACUUUGAAAUUGGAAUUCAGCCUGAACUUCCGGUUGCCAGUUUUGGGGUGUGUGUGUGGGGGGAAAUUCUCUCAUAAUACGUUAUACAUUAUUUGUUGUGAAAUAACGAAAAUUCUCUUUCCUUCCCCCUUUCAUUGGUGAGAUGGUUGGAUAUCCAACUGGUGCUGCUGCAAAGGUGCCUCUGACAUGACUGGAAUUUUUUGUAUAGAACUUUCCUCACAAGUAACGUGUGGUUCCCACAAAUUGGCAAAAUGAACUUUUCACAAAUGUUGAUCAGGAGCCGGGCUUUCUUCCAAAUUGAAUUAUUUCCCCUAAAUCUUGAUUAUAUUGGAGUUCUAGAUUUCCUCCUGUUGUUCAUACCAAUGAUUUUUGGGACUCAAAAUGCUCAAUGAGCAUUUCCCAGAGAGAGACACACACCCCUCUUUUCUGUUCAGAUCAAACAUUAAAAAUAUUUCAGGUCUGAAUGCAACGAUGCUUUUCAAGUCAAGGAUGCUGCAAACAAGAUUUGCAUUUUGUCAGAGCUUCCAAGUUAUGUAGCUGGUGCUUCUGUUGCACUACAAUGAUCUCAUGGCCCUUUUCAAAUUCCAUAUUUUUCUACGACGCUGCUGAUCUUAUUCUCUCUGAUUAAGUUUGUUGUAAUUACAGAUGUUGCAUUUACAGUCAAAUGCAGUCAUAUAGAUUCAUUGCGGAGCCCAAAGAAUUGAAAUGGCUGUGUAGUAGUUUCUGGAGUUAUCCCUUGAUAGCAGAGCGAGUUGUAAAUAUUGUACCAUCAUUUCUCCGACGUUGAUCGCUUCCUUGUACAUUGGCUGGUCUGGAUGUAUAUUAUGGGAUGUAUCUGUGUUAUCUACUUGCACUGAACUCCAACCGAGGAUAUGAUUGGGUUUCCCACGUUGCACAGCACGUUGUGUGAGAUUCAGUCAUUGGGGUAUGGAAACUGUGAUUUCUAAUGUCAGGUUUUGUGCAAACCCAGUUAUCUGAUUUAUACAAUAAAUUGCGUAAAUCAUG